AUGGCUUCGUUCAACCCUGAGGAACAGGUUCUUACCUUCCACGAUCGCAAUGGCCAGCCCUUCUCCGUUCCUCUUCCGGAUCUGAACGAAUUUGUCCAGUACAAUGUUCAGGUCUGCAUAGACUAUGGAACCCAGCUAGGCGCAACAUUUGUGCUGUUUAUCGUCAUGAUUCUCCUGACUCGUCGCGAUAAACGUCGCUCGACCAUCUUUAUUCUCAAUGGACUAGCUUUGACCUUCAAUUUCCUUCGUCUGCUUUUCCAGUGCAUCAGCUAUACAACUGGAUUCGAGAGCAUCUAUCCUUAUUUCUCGGGUGACUACACUGAUGUUAAGACCGGUGCUUACGCAAUCUCCAUUGUCGCGGUUAUCUUUGAGACCCUUCUUGUGGUUUGUUUUGAGUUCUCGCUCGUCUUCCAAGUUCAUGUGAUUUGCGCAACCCUGCGCCGUCGGUAUCGACGGGUCUUGUUUGUGGUUUCCAUCCUGAUGGCACUGGUACCUAUUGGUUUCCGCCUGGGAUGGAUGGUCAUGAACUGCAAGGAGAUCAUUACUCUCUCCUCUUUGCAGGAUAUCUGGUGGCUGGAAAAGGCCUGUGGAAUCGUCAUCACAAUCAGCAUCUCCUUCUUCUGCCUUAUUUUUGUCACAAAGCUAGGCUUUGCGAUUCGGCAGCGACGUCGGCUCGGGAUCCGAGACUUUGGUCCCAUGAAGGCCAUCUUCAUUUGCGGGUGCCAGACUCUCAUUGUUCCUACUAUCGUCACUAUCGUGCAAUACGCUGUGACUGUCCCCGAGUUGGCUUCCAACGUGCUCACACUCGUUGCCAUCUCCCUUCCACUUUCGUCUAUCUGGGCUGGUGCUACCCUUGACUCGCGCCGGGUUGAGUCGGUUCCUCCACGUCGUCAGAACCUGUGGCAGGCGCUUGCCUUUGACGGAGACACUCUUACUCCAACCAAGCAAACUGCGACGCAGCUUAGUGGUAGCAUCGUGGCACAGACAUUGUGCUUCGUGGAUCCGCCUAUGUCUAAGCAAUCCCAAGACUCCGAUAUUCCUCUCGGAAUAAAUGUCGAGCAUGAUAUCUCGAUUUCCAGCAUUCAUCGAAACGACUCACCUGUUUGA
Penicillium verhagenii is the source of this 1107-nucleotide messenger RNA. RefSeq names its product alpha-factor pheromone receptor STE2 (gene preB). Gene Ontology annotation, molecular function: pheromone binding; mating-type factor pheromone receptor activity. The transcript has a single exon. Gene Ontology annotation, biological process: G protein-coupled receptor signaling pathway. NCBI's taxonomy places the organism in Eukaryota, Fungi, Ascomycota, Eurotiomycetes, Eurotiales, Aspergillaceae. Gene Ontology annotation, cellular component: G protein-coupled receptor homodimeric complex; membrane. The record is from RefSeq and is a predicted model, not a curated record. Bases 1 to 1107 code for a protein of 368 amino acids.